This is a messenger RNA of Ostrea edulis (European flat oyster), 2064 nucleotides long. RefSeq lists its product as uncharacterized. The coding region runs from base 843 to 1874 and encodes 343 amino acids. The transcript has 4 exons. The record is from RefSeq and is a predicted model, not a curated record. Gene Ontology annotation, molecular function: protein binding. Lineage: Eukaryota; Metazoa; Mollusca; Bivalvia; Ostreida; Ostreidae.
AAAUCAGUAUGUAAAGAACAGCCUAACAAUCGGUAUGAAACGGGUCACACAGCAUUUGACCCAAUGAGGUAUCCCCAUGUUGUUUGGAUUCAAGUUUUGUUAAGUUACAACCCCAUGUAGCUGGGUUGGAGUCAGAAUUUGUCAUGGGAUUAAAGAGGGAAAAGCAGGGACAAGACAACCCAGGUGGGCAUUGUGGACCAUGGGCCUCUUUUUAAUUGCAUAUUUAUCAAAAUUUAUGCACGUGCAAUUAUAAUAAAAUUUGUAAACGGAUAUGUGAUUUUACAAUCAUCAACUUGGUCAAGCCAUGUUUAAAACAGAUGUGAUGUCACAUAUGAGUUAAAGUAGUCCCCGGGCAUUAACAAUGCAGGAUUUUAUUAAAUUAAUGAAAUGUCUUACAGUUUUUGAAACUAUGAGAUAUAUACCUUGAGCCUUUUCACACCAGCAUAUUGAAUGGAGCACUAACUGUAAAAUAAUGCUGUUGUGAAGAGGCUCAAGAUACAUAUCAUAUACUUUCAAAAACUGAAAGACAUUUCUUUUAUUGACAUUUUCUGUUGUAGUUAAUUUGAUACAUGCAUGUGUAACAGGAAGAGAGAAUGCAAUUGACCAGACUGGGAUUCGAACCUGGGCUUCUCGAAUCUCUAGUCAGGUGUUUUAUCAACUCAACUGGCUGCUAGUGAUCGAAUCCAUCUGACCGCCAGUCCUACCCCCUUUUAACAAUUAUUGUCUUCAUCCUUCAAGACACACAACCCAGUCCAGAUUCUUAUGACCCUGGCAGGAAUUUCACUUGCAAGUCCAGAGCUUUUCUGUGAAAUAAUCUGAAGCGCGACACCACAGGCAGCAAUAUGUCUACAUGCAAACUGUGUAAAGUUGACAAACUCUCCAAUGAGUUUCCACCCACCACAGUGUCAGAAGAUUGUGACCAUCCACCUCUAAUAUGCCUCAGGUGUGUUGUUGAUUGGUGCAAAAAGAAAUGGACUUGUCCCCACCCUGGUUGUUCCGUCCACAUAUCAAAGGAUGACCACACUAUCCAGUGGUUUACUGCCAUAUUAGAGGAAAUGUUCAAGGAAUACGACACAACUUACACGCCCUCUGUUCCUCAAGGUUCAGGAUCUGCCGUCCUAAAUAUCACCGUAUUGAAUGGAGAUGCUUUUAGGAUUCCAUACAUGCAAUUUAUGGGACUGUCGGACUUGCAGGCACACAUUGAAACUAAACUCAAAAUUCCCAGAAACAAACAGAAAUUGCUGUUUGAUAACAAAGAAAUUACGAUAUACAAGCCUAAUGGUCAGCCAUACACUCUAUCAGAGAGCAACAUCCCACCAUUUGCCACAUUAUACCUUGUUGUGUUGCUGUAUGAAAUUCCUGAGGACUUUAACCAUGUCGUGUUUGACCUUCACUGGGGUUAUCCUUCCUCUGGACGUGACUACUUGGAUGCGUCUUGUUUAGCGUAUCAAAAUACACAGUUUAUAGGUUUGGCAGACUUCAAUUCAUGUGGAAUGAAAGGAAUCACACACUCGGGGGACUUGAUGGACAAUAGGAGGAGAAUUGGUCAUCACACAAUCCAUGUGUACUUAAAAAAACUCCCAAGUAAUGUCACCCACCUAUUCUUCACUCUCAGUGCAUGGGACAGCCCCAACAUCUCAAAAUACCCCAAUCCAAGCCUGAAGUUUUAUGAAGCCAGCAAUGUCCAUAAAGAUCUAUGCAAGACGACCUUUACUCAUGCUAGAAAUUCAGAAGCUGUCAUCAUGUGCUCCGUGUCCAGAGGUAGCCAAGGAAGAUGGAGCGUCUAUGAAAGUGGAAAGCUUAGUGCAGGCAAUGCAAAUCAUUAUGGACCAAUCAAAAAGACCAUAAGGAAUUUAAUAGCAAGUGGUUAUUGAAGUCAUUAGUUUGUAUGUGUAUUAGCUAUGUACUAUAUUUAAUGUACAGUAAUGAGACAAAACGUGUACGUCAGUUUACAAAUAAAAAUUUACCUGUAUAUUUCAUUAAAAAAAUUCUCAUGAAGAUUUUACAAAUAAAAAUUUGUACUCGUAUAUUUCAUAAAAUAAAACCAAACUUCUCAUGAAGUCA